AUGAAGACGAAUCACGCUAUUGCAGGAUUCUCAGUUCUUCUCUGUUUCUCUUUAUUAGUCAACAUCGCUUCAUCUGCCGAUUCACCGGCUCCGGCUCCGACUCCAGAUUCAUCGGUAAAAUCUACUUCUCCUUCACCUUCUCCUUCUCCAGAUUCUUCGCCAGCUCCAACUCCAACUCCGGCUUCAUCUCCUAAUUCCGAUUCGCCUCCAGGACCUUCACCUGAAAACUCUCCUUCUUCUUCACCUUCUCCAUCUCCAUCUCCAGAUCACGCGGCUGAUUCCCAACUAAGCCACGCCGGUGAUGGAGAUACUGACAACAAAUCAAGCGGAGGAGGAAUGAGUUCCGGUAAGAAAGCAGGGAUAGCGGUUGGAGUGAUUGCAAGUGUAUGCGUGGUUGGAUUGGGAGCGAUGGUGUACAAAAAGCGCCGGCAAAACAUACAGAGAUCUGAAUAUGGAUAUACGGCGAGGAGAGAACUUCUGUAG
This is a messenger RNA of Vicia faba (fava bean), 483 nucleotides long. Lineage: Eukaryota; Viridiplantae; Streptophyta; Magnoliopsida; Fabales; Fabaceae. The record is from the annotation of a GenBank genome assembly.